Messenger RNA from Calliphora vicina (urban bluebottle blowfly), 3157 nucleotides. RefSeq lists its product as uncharacterized. Bases 1 to 3054 code for a protein of 1017 amino acids. NCBI's taxonomy places the organism in Eukaryota, Metazoa, Arthropoda, Insecta, Diptera, Calliphoridae. The record is from RefSeq and is a predicted model, not a curated record. The transcript has 10 exons.
AUGAUUUCCGAAAAUAUUGUGAGCACUUUAAUUGUAAUUUGUGGAAUAUUAUUGAAAUUCUCUAAUAAUUGUCGCGCCGUUGAAGUUGGUUUGCCGCUGAUACAAAUAAGUCAUGAUGAUGACUUGGGCGAUGAUUACCCGGAAUUGCGUGAAGAAGUGCAUUUGGAAGAUUUCUUUUGGACAGGCUCCGGCGAUGGUCCACCGGAUUAUUUGAAAAAGGUUCAUACGGGCAUAAGUAAAGGAAAGGAUGUGGUGGUGAAGACUGAAACAGUUGUGGCCACCGUUUAUGUGGAUGGUAAUAAUGAAGUUGAUAUACCAAUUUGUUUGGAUUGCUAUGGUGAAGGUACUGUGGGCAUAGAUGGUACCUGGACGGGCGUAAAUAUGCCACCACUAAAUUACUCAGCCACUGAUAGACGCUACUGGCUGUUGACGGUCAUGUCGGGGUUUUACACACAAAAGGAUAAUCCCAUAUUGGAAGAGAAAUUAGCAAGACUUUACCGUUUAGCUUUUACUAGGCAGCAAACCAGACAUUUGGGUAUAAAUGGUGGUCAACAUAUAUCGGGAAUUUCAAUAUCAACACCGGGCAGGGAUAGACGACAAAGUGAGUCGACUACAACUAGAGAGCCUUCCGAUUAUGACAGCGAACUAAUUGAUAUGCAUGCUAAUAAUCAACCUCUCAAUAAAAAUUCUCAAUCUCCUUAUCCCAUUAAUAUACAUUCUGAAUUAAUGGCAUCGUCCGAAGAAAGUUUCGAGGAUACAACGACUAUGGAUUAUGAAGUGCGGGUGACUGAUAUGAUGGCUGAAGCUUCCGAAAUUGCAACCCAAGUGGCGACUGUGACACCUUGGGAACUCAUACAACAAAAUGAUAAAUCACAAAAACUUCUGUCGCCCUUAGCAUUUAAAACACAUGCAAUGCCCCUAUUGAAAUCACAAAAAUUGUCAGCAUUAAGUUUUCGUGACGACCAGGUGCGAGUUGUUAUACAUAAUGUCACGCAACUGACAGAAGAGGAUGUGCAACAAAGAGGCAAUGUAGGGGUCGGUGUGAGUGGUACGUUGUAUGAUGAAGACAUUAAUGAAAAAAUAGAUGAACGACCUGUAGCCAAUCAGACAGAAUUAAUCUAUUCCGUGUUUGUUAAUGGCCGCCCUGUUUUGGCUGUAACGGCAGCCAAUGACAUGAAAUUGGUUAGUGAGUCCGAGGUCUCUACGGUAAUGGGUAAAGAAAUAUUUAUGAAAGCAGAACCGUAUUUGAGAGAACCCCAGGCUACACCUUUAGCCCCAGCCACCCAUAGUGGUACAGAUUCAGGUUUCAUAGAUUCCAUUCAAAAUAAUCCCAUAUUGGUGAUAGUUAGUUCAAUUGCCAUAUUACUAUUGCUAUUGCUACUAAUAGCUCUACUUUUAAUGGGACGCUCUCAUGUCAGGCAUAAGCAGAAUGAGGUGGAUAGAACCACUAGUCGCAAUGAACUCCUGUCCGAAACACAAUCGGUGCGACCGACUUCAACAAUAUCAGCCUUGGACACUGGUCGUACCACCACACAGUCUCGUGAUGUUGGCAUACAAAACUUUUCAUUCGAAAACGAAACUGGUCACGGGGACCGAGAACCACGCAUACAUUUUCCAGGACCACCUGCACAACGCACACGUAGAUCAUCCAUAACUUCUUCAGACAAUACUUCAGAUUCGUCUGUGUACUGUCCCAUAAAUCCACCUGCAGCUGAUGUUCAACGAAUGCUCGACGAAAAGGCAGCCAAUCUGUUUGAGCGUCAUAAGACGAGAAGACACAAUCAAUACGAUAGAGCCGAAGGACAUGAGGAUGCUGUAUAUACCACUGUAAUAUCGGAAAAGAAACGAGAUAAGUCGAGGCAGCACAAACCAAAACGUCGUUAUUUGUCGGAAAAUCGUGUGGGCUCUCUAGAAACGAGUCCGGUACAAAGUCAACGAGAUUAUUCUGGUGAUGAAGGUGAUGCCGCACCAGCAACCAAACAUUCAUAUGCCCAUUUUGAGAGAACAAAUGAGGCAUAUAAUCGCCACAACAAUUAUCAUCGCAAUAAACUGUUGCAUCAGAAAACCAUAUAUGGCGACAGGGAUUGUGAUGAUGUAGAAGAAGCUUCUUCGGAAGCCAUUAAUAAAGAGAUUAUACGAGUUUUGCAGCCAACCGAAAAAUCUUCGGAUUCCGGUAGUAUUGGCUCGUUUUUGUCGAUGCAGUCGGUUAAAGCGUUUCCAAAAACAACAUUGCCCGAACCCUUAAAUCGUGUUCUAGAGCCCGUUUUUGUCACAUACUAUGACAACAUCGAAAAUGUCCAUCAAACUUCGUCCAAAACUGGCAAAUCUCAGAGCAAGAAACGUUCUUCGAGAGAUGGCUUAGACUCGACUACCAUAGCUACCAUUGAAAGCUUUCCUACGCCCAAAGCUCCACAAAAGUUUUCACGUUUCGCCUCACAAAGUGAUAAUCCUGAUCCGGGAGUUGUGGGCCCUAUAGUGUGGGAACGUCAUAAGAAACGCUUAAGUGCUGAUGAUGUCUUAGACAAUGAAGAAGAGGAUUGUGAGGUAUAUAAACAUAAAACUACGGAUUAUUAUAGUCCUUCGAAAGAUCCAGCUGCUAUGCGUAACCACUAUGAAGGCUUACUAGAGGGCGCUUUGCAAAUGUAUUCCAGUCAGGAUGAUCUGCCCAUGCCAUUGCCCACCAGAGAUUUCUCCAAUCAACGCAAACCGACAAAACGUGAAUUACGCGGUUCUUCAGCAGGAGCUUCCAAUUGCAAUCUUAAAUCUUCGGCUCUUGAUAAUCGUCCUGCUACAGCUCAACCGGAAAAAACUAGCAAAUCAAAUCAUUCCACCCAACCACCUUCACCCAAUCUAGGAGCUUGGGGUAGCGGUGGUGGCAGUGCUCAUGGUUCGCACUCGCCUCUUGUUCGACCCAUGAGUGCUGGACCAUUUCAUCGUCCAGCUGAUAUUCACAGCAGUAAUAUGGCCGCACGCCCUGUGCACGAUCUUUCCACAGCACCCCUAAUAGAGGCCAUACAAAAGGAAUUGCGCAAAUUUCAAAAUGAUCCCAAGUAAUAUUUUCAUCAAGUCACAAAAACUCAAAUGAUAUUUAAUUUUUAUAAUACGAUUUUAAAUGUAGUUUUUAUUGUUUGUAUAAAGGAACAUUUUAAUGAUUGCA